AUGUACACUGCAGGAGGCGGCGGCUGCGGCCUGGAAGCUGACCCGGGGCCCGCCGCGGGGCGCACGCCCUCCGCCACCUCUUCACCGGCCCUGCCGCUCCGGCUUCGAGUCCUCCCGUCGCUCCAUUUUGUCUCCAUGUCCGCGCACGGUCGCGCUUGGAAGGCCGCAUUCACGGCCCUUUGUAUCCCGCGCGCCCAGUCUUCUGGGCUCUCCUGCUGGCGUUUGCGACAGGAAGCUGAAUAUGGUGGGCAUGAUCAAAUAGAUUUGUAUGAUGAUGUCAUCUCUCCAUCUGCAAAUAAUGGAGAUGCCCCAGAAGACCGAGAUUACAUGGAUACUCUCCCACCAACUGUUGGUGAUGAUGUGGGUAAAGGAGCAGCACCAAAUGUUGUCUAUACAUAUACUGGAAAAAGAAUUGCAUUAUAUAUUGGAAAUCUGACAUGGUGGACAACAGAUGAAGACCUAACUGAAGCAGUUCAUUCUUUGGGAGUAAAUGAUAUAUUGGAGAUAAAGUUUUUUGAAAAUCGGGCAAAUGGCCAGUCAAAGGGGUUUGCCCUCGUUGGUGUUGGAUCUGAAGCAUCUUCAAAAAAGCUGAUGGAUCUGUUGCCUAAAAGAGAACUUCAUGGUCAGAAUCCUGUUGUAACUCCAUGCAAUAAACAGUUCCUGAGUCAAUUUGAAAUGCAGUCCAGGAAAACUACACAAUCAGGACAAAUGUCUGGGGAAGGUAAAGCUGGUCCUCCAGGAGGCAGUUCACGUGCAGCAUUUCCACAAGGUGGUAGAGGACGGGGACGUUUUCCAGGGGCUGUUCCCGGUGGGGACAGAUUUCCUGGGCCAGCAGGACCAGGAGGGCCACCCCCACCUUUUCCAGCCGGACAGACUCCACCACGUCCACCCUUAGGUCCUCCAGGCCCACCUGGUCCACCAGGUCCUCCACCUCCUGGUCAGGUCCUGCCUCCUCCUCUAGCUGGGCCUCCUAAUCGAGGAGAUCGCCCUCCACCACCAGUUCUUUUUCCUGGACAACCUUUUGGGCAGCCGCCAUUGGGUCCGCUUCCUCCUGGCCCUCCACCUCCAGUUCCAGGCUAUGGCCCCCCUCCUGGUCCACCACCUCCACAACAGGGACCACCUCCACCUCCAGGCCCCUUUCCACCUCGCCCACCUGGUCCACUUGGGCCACCCCUUACACUUGCUCCUCCUCCGCAUCUUCCUGGACCACCUCCAGGUGCCCCACCUCCAGCUCCACAUGUGAAUCCGGCUUUCUUUCCUCCACCAACUAAUAGUGGCAUGCCUACAUCAGACAGCCGAGGUCCACCACCAACAGACCCAUAUGGCCGACCUCCACCAUAUGAUAGGGGUGAUUAUGGACCGCCUGGAAGGGAAAUGGAUACUGCAAGAACACCAUUGAGUGAAGCUGAGUUUGAAGAAAUAAUGAAUAGAAAUAGGGCAAUCUCAAGCAGUGCUAUUUCAAGAGCUGUGUCUGAUGCCAGUGCUGGUGAUUAUGGGAGUGCUAUUGAGACAUUGGUAACUGCAAUUUCUUUAAUUAAACAAUCCAAAGUAUCUGCUGAUGAUCGUUGCAAAGUUCUUAUUAGCUCUUUGCAAGACUGCCUUCAUGGAAUUGAGUCCAAGUCAUAUGGUUCUGGAUCAAGAAGACGUGAACGAUCAAGAGAGAGGGACCAUAGUAGAUCACGAGAAAAGAGUCGGCGUCAUAAAUCCCGUAGUAGAGAUCGACAUGAUGAUUACUAUAGAGAGAGAAGCAGGGAAAGAGAGAGACAUCGGGAUCGGGAUCGAGACCGUGACCGAGAACGUGACCGAGAACGAGAGUAUCGUCAUCGUUAGAAGCUGAAGGAAGAGGAACACCUUCCAAGACAAAACAGUCUUCAUGGGGGAAAAAUGACGCUUGUCCAGCAGUUUACUUCUUGUGAUUGAACUGAACCUGUAAGGAUUCAUGGAUAAAAUGAACAGGAAUAGAUCUGAAUAAAGCAAAUCUGCAUAAAUGGUAACCAGUAGCUCUACUUUUAUUUUUUAUGUUGCUUAACUGUUUUAUUUGAAGGAAACCCGUGUGAUUUUAGAAGUUAUAGCUUUUGCAACUUUAUUACUGGUUAUAUACAUUUGGCCAUUAUAAUGUGCAAGCAAUUGGAAAAAAAAAGUCAAGUAAAUGCUUGUUUUUAUAGUAGUUUGUUCUUGUUAAAAAUGUUCAUAUGAUAAUGUCUGUAAACAGCACCACUUUGAUUACAAUAGAUGUAGUGUUGUAAUAAACUGUUUAAUGGGGCUGAUGUGUAAAGCUGUUCAAGUUAUUUGAUGUUUACACCUCAGGGAAAGUCUUGUGUUCAGCAAUAUCUAAAGAUAAUGUUAUUAUGACAACAUUUUUACUGUCCUUUAAAAAAGCAUUGCAAUAGCAUUUUUAGAUAUGCAUCAAUCUAAUCUUGCAUUCAGUGAAUUAAACAUACUAAUUAAGUGUCUCUUGCCCUUGAUUUUGAUAUUAGAAUAGGUGAUUACGUGGAUAUUUAAUAUUUCUAUAUUCUGCUUUUCUAGCUGUUUUUACCUAGUUAGCUUGUGACUUUGCUGAAUGUUAUGUAAACUUGUAAAAAUGGAAAUUUGACAGACAGCAACCCGGUCAAUGUGUUAGGGAUCAAAAAAUUUGAGGUUUUAACAUUUUAGUAAAAAUUCAUACGUAUUUGCUACCGUAAUGCAGCUUAAUUACAACACAGAUGUACUGAAACAAUUGUGAACUGUUAGCAUUGAAGAAAUAUUUUGACAGUUCUGAUUUGAUGCUGCAGUUAUUUGCUGUUUUUUUAUUGAUGGUGCUUGUGGUUCAUUUUGAAGCCACAGGCAGUGUAAAUACAGCUGUGCCGCAGGUAAAUGUGAGUAGAGAGAGCCUUAGUUUUAUUUUCCAGUUGGUGUAGAUUUCUGAAGAUGUGAUGUUUAUUAACACUAAGUUUUAUUCUCCAGUAUGUGUAAUGGGAUAUUACAGGUGUACCCUGUCUCCACAGUUUAAGGAAUUCUGUGUAUAUUCAUGCAACCUAUUGAUUCAUGGUAAAGUUAGUUAAGUUAAUCAAAGGGUUGUUUUUUGUUUUUUGUUUUUUCCCAAAACUGCCUUACGUAUAGGCCCACAUUAAAAAGCACCUGCCUGGCAUGUGUUCUUAAUUUGCAAAAUUAGCAGAGGCAGAUUGUCAAACUGAUUAGAUAUUUUUAUAGGAAGGUAGUUUUAAAUCAUAACUUCAGAAAUUUGAGUUAAAAUCCUCAA
Galeopterus variegatus (Sunda flying lemur) is the source of this 3238-nucleotide messenger RNA. RefSeq names its product cleavage and polyadenylation specific factor 6, 68kDa (gene CPSF6). The record is from RefSeq and is a predicted model, not a curated record. Gene Ontology annotation, cellular component: mRNA cleavage and polyadenylation specificity factor complex. The coding region runs from base 1 to 1830 and encodes 609 amino acids. The transcript is spliced from 10 exons. Gene Ontology annotation, biological process: mRNA alternative polyadenylation. Gene Ontology annotation, molecular function: mRNA binding. Lineage: Eukaryota; Metazoa; Chordata; Mammalia; Dermoptera; Cynocephalidae.